Molecule: messenger RNA, 2373 nt
Organism: Ectocarpus siliculosus
Lineage: Eukaryota; Phaeophyceae; Ectocarpales; Ectocarpaceae
Source: the annotation of a GenBank genome assembly
AUGGACUGGGUACAAGAGCACUGCGAUCGGUUGAGAUCAAAGUUGCAGGGUGUAGUCGACAGCGGUGCUUCCUCUGGCGCGGGCGAGCUGGGACUGCGGGUGCCUUGGAGCUGGACUUGCAGGACACUCAUCGAGACCGUGAGAAGGUACCCUUCAGGCCUAACUGAGGCCGUUAUCUUGGCGGAACUUGAGCUGCUGUGCGAAGGCGGAGGGACGUUCGAGGCGCCUUCGUGCCCGGAAAGCUUCAGGCCUAUCUCGAUGCGCAGUACGCCCCGCUGUCCGACGUCAUCCAGGCGUGCGUCGUUCGCCACUCUGACCAACUGGUGCCGAUUGCUGACGGGGGCCGCGGCUGCCGUGACCGGGGGCGGCGGCCGUGCCGGUGGCGGGGAAGGAGGGCGGAGAUCCCCGAAUGGCGGCGGGCCCUCGACUCUUCUGCUGACCGAGUACCUCGCCUUCGUGCUUGACCACAGGAGGUCGGACGACCUCAGGCUCGCGCAGGGCAUGUUCGGUGGGCUACGUGUGAAGGACACCUUCGAAGAGAAGUCCAACUAUGAGGAAUUCUUCGUGGUGUGCAAGGGCGACGGCCUUGGGGUGUACUGGCCGUGGCUUGUGCGGGAACAGCAGCCGCGGAGCAGCGGGGGCGACCAAGGCUCAGCGGCGGCGCCGGGAGGGCUGUCUUCUCAGCAGCAACUUGUUUCUUCCCAGCUCCCGUUGCCUAGCGAUUCCUUCGGGUGGCACUUCGAGUACGGCUCGGCGACGGCUCUCUUCGUGCUGCCGCGGGAGAGCCGAGCCCAGCUGUUUUCAGCCGCCAACAACGACAGCAACGGCGACGGAUUUUCGACGGGCGGUCCCGGCGUAGAAUCCAGGUCUUCUGGCGGCGGUGGUGGUGGUAGUGGCAACAGCGGUGGCGGCGUUGUUGUUUCGCGGAAGGCAACCUCCCGGGGCGCCGGGGUGGAUGGGAGGGGGAGGGGGGGCACCGUGGGCGCGGCGCACGAGAUGCCCGCCGAUGAAAACGGCGUGCGAGACCUGUUGCAGUUUCCGCGGCGACUGUUCGUGACGGACCUGGCGCCAAACAUGUCCAACGCGUCGAUCUACGGCCAGGUCGUUUCCGUGGCCUCCGUUCCGGGGUCCUCUCUGCCUGCGAUCCUGCCCCCUUCUCGUGGCAUGUCGUCGUCGUCAUCGUCCCUAUCGCAGCUGCCAUUGAAGCCCGUGAUGCUCAUGCAGCAGCAGCAGCAGCAGCAGGAGGAGGAGGAGGCUGGCAUGGGCUUGGUGGCGGCGCGGGGGGCAGCUGCUGCUGCUGCUGCGAACGUCGUUGAGCUCUUGAUAAGGGACGACAGGGGCACGGCGCGCGUGCUGUGCUGCGGACGCAAGGCUGCUGCCGACGCACUUCGAUGUCGGCCUGGCCAGUACGUUCUCGUGUGCGGACUCCGCACCUUCGCAGCGGCCUUCCCGCCUUUGGAUGACUCCGAACAAGGACCGGACGGCCAUGUGGUCGUGCUCUGUGGAGAAGCGGAGGAGAUGUCCCGCGAAGAUGCGGCUGCAACAACGGACGCAGAAGGGAGAGCAGCGGCCGGGGCGCGGUCGGGGGGAGCGGGAGGGGGGGGAGAUAGUGUCAGCGGGGUGCUGAACACGUCCAGUCUAGAGGGAUUUCUCCACUGUCCUUUCUUGUCGCGGCAUUCGUUCUUGCACGACAGACGGCGAACGCCUGGACCGCGUGCUUCGUUGGCCUGCAAGGCGGCGGUGACGUGGGCGCGAUGGACGUUUGACGGAGACGGUCUGUGGGCUGUCCAUCGACGGUGCGGCGCGCGCCUCCCGUGUCACUUCAGCGCCCUCGGCGCAAGCGCGGACCCGGCGAGGCGGAUAUCAAGGAAACGGCCGAGGGAUAUGCGCGAGCCGGGAUGUGUGAGGAGCGGGCGGACGGGAGCACAGCAGGGCGUGUCCGUGAUAUGUCCGCUUUGUCAGAGUUCCGUUAGGGUUGCAUGCGCGGACGAAGCGGAGCUGGGAUACGCCCCGCUUCUCCUCGCCCUCGACGAUGGUACCAGGUGCCUCGUGGCGGAGUGCCGGAGCGCCGUCGUUACCGCCGCCUUCGGAGGCAUGAACGCCCACGAUUUCCUGCAGAUGGGCGAGGCCGAGCGAAAAGCGACGGUCGAUUCGCUGGUGGGCCGCGAGAUUCGUUGCGUCGUGGGCGGCGACGGCGCGGCGAGCGAAGUUGGCGGUAACGGCAGCGCUUGCUUCAACGGGGGCGGGGGCGAGGGCGACUGGAAUGGUGCAGGGCGGGUGGGGCUUCGCGUGGAGCGUAUCGCCAGCGUGAACCCGGCGGCUGAUCUGGCGUACUUGGUGGCUGCCAUGGAUGGGUCUCCCAGUAAGGCUUGA